Messenger RNA from Drosophila eugracilis, 2676 nucleotides. RefSeq lists its product as uncharacterized. The transcript has 2 exons. The record is from RefSeq and is a predicted model, not a curated record. Lineage: Eukaryota; Metazoa; Arthropoda; Insecta; Diptera; Drosophilidae. Bases 627 to 2135 code for a protein of 502 amino acids.
UGUUGGUCUGCUUUGUGAGUGAGUUGAAGCGUUUUGUUUUUCCUCUGGCGAGUCUUGUGAAAAUUUCGUAAUAAUAUCGGUUGAUAAAUAUUUAACUGACUUGUGAAGAGAGAAAAAUGCUGAACUAUAACCAAAAAUAGCAAUAAAAAGUUGAUCUUAAUUUAAAAAUAUUCCACGACGUGACUCUAAAAACAAACAAAGAUAUGCGGAAGCUAAAAACAAAGUGUUAAGCAAAAGAGAGACAAAGAGAGAGUGUGUCGCGAUAAGCGGGAGAGCCAGAGAAGAAGAGAGAGCUAGUUGUUGAUUAAAAUGUGUGUCAAAAAAAGACAACAAACCGAUGGAAAAAACAGUUGUUUUUGAUAAUAAGUCAUGGGAAGCGGCACGUGUGUUUCGGGUCUCUUAAAUUAAAUAUAUCUAUAAUAUACAAAUCUAAUUUUGGAUAUAUGCUCAUCCAAGCCACUUAGUUUUUAAACAACAAAAUAGAAACCCAAACAAAAGAAAAGACAAAUCGACAAGUAAAUGUGAAAUUCGCUCGAAAAUCGCACUUGUCACCACUUCUUAACUCUACGCUAAUCCCAAAGGUACAGAUCAAAUAUAGGAAAGAUACAGAUACAUAAACCCGCAAAAUGCACGGAGUGAAGAGGGUGCUGAUCUUCUGCCUGAUGAUUGUGAUACUGCCGGCCAUACUCAUCAUAAUGCCACUGCACCUGCGAAAGACCGUGUUUGCGGAUGUCAUCUAUCCCAUGGCCGAGUCCGAUAUCAUUGAGAUUCGUGCAGGAAUCUCGUCUAUCUUCUGCGCAAAGCACACCCUGCGAAUGAAUUCCAAUUUCAAUGCCUUUCAACUUCGGAAUAAGCCAGAGAUCGCAACAAAUCGCAAACAUAUUAGGCUAAAGAAGUCUAUGAUACUGCCGGAUGAUACCCUGGAAUAUUGGGGCUUCUUUUUACUAAAAGGUGCCAGAGUCCAGGUGAAGUUCUGUUCCCGCUAUUAUGGAUCACGAAUCCUGAUCGUCCAUGGUCACAGGGAGCUAAAUCUCUGCGGUCUAACCGAUCAUAAUAAGAACAAGGUGGACGCCAAAGGUUAUGCCAAAGGUCAUGACCAGGUUCAAGUAUUCUUCGAAGACAAUGUAGAGAUCACAGAGGAAAAGUAUAACCAGGAUCGGUUAAUGGAGCAUGAGAAUCAUGGUGGCGAGGACCUGAGCGACGAUGGGCCACAGUUGCAACCCAAAAUGAUAAAAAAGAAACUACAGAAUGGCAAAUUUCAUGGUGAUUCCAGUCUAUAUGCACUUACAGACUUGCAAGGAUCACAUCACACCGAGCACAUAUUAAAUCAUAAUAAUCACAGCUCAAAUUCUUCUGGUCACCAUCAUCAUCAUAAUCACUCCUUGACUGAUGCCCCCUAUCUUCAAGAUCAAAGUUCGAAUAUCACAAUUGAUGAGUUCAGAGGACCCAAUUCAAAUACGAGUGAGAUUCAUCAUAACUCAAAUAGUGCACCCCACAAGGAACGGCUGAAGAGGCAUAAUAAGGGAACCCAUAGACAUCAGAAGAGGCAGGAACUCUACGAGACACUUUAUAAGAGAUCAAAACGUGAGAACGUCUAUGAUCGGAAGACCAUCCAUGGCGGUAACGCCGCGAACUUUACCCAAAUCGACGAAUCAAAUUCAGUGUCCAGUUUUGAGACAGGACUUCUUGGUUGCUUUCAUGGAAUGAUACUUCUGCAGGAGUCCUUCAAUCCAAAAAAUGAAUGCUCAAAUCCCCAUACAAUGGAGAGUUCAUCCAACAUGAGUUCAUUUUUGGUGCACAAUGUGAUCGAGGAUGGUUACUACUACUAUAUCUUCUACAGUGACAAUGAUGAAUAUAGAAACGAGAUACAUGCCAUAUUCGACUUAUACAAACCGACGUAUCAGUACUCAAACAUGAGCGACACCCAAAGCUGUAUGAAUACCACAAAUUGUACUUUCAACAUUAGUUUCCUUUCGGACGAGAUCGUCGUAGUGGAGGUACCCACACGGGAUGGCAUUGAGCACGAGGCGGAUGAUAUAACGAAUCUGAUAUCAACGUGUCAUCCUCGCAGCGAGAUAUAUGCCAUAUUUCCCAUCACUGUGCUAGUCCUGAUCCUGUGCUGCUCCUUCCUGUAGUCCUCUCUUCAAUCCAAUAAUAUUAUUAGAUACUAUUGUGAUACUCAUUGUGAGGUAACGACUACUACUGAGUGAUAAACUCGCAAUGUGAGUAAGAAUGUCUGGCCCCCAAAACCUAGAGCUUUUCGAGUAGCCAUUAUGGCUAUAUCCAAUAUCGAUUAUAUAUACACACACACGGAAUGAACAGUCUGAACAAUUCGUUAUCAAUAUUCGUAGUCUGUAAUAUCAAUGUAGAUAGCCUAAGAUGCAAGCAUUUUAAAAGUCUAUGGUUUAUUUUGUGAAUGUUAGGCUUAAGGAUAUAUAUAAAUUGUAUAUUGUGUACAAAUAAUUGUAGAUAACGAGUAGUUUUAAGAGUAAGCAAUAGUACUUAACAAUAAUUCUCAUUUAUAAUGUGGAAAUUAGCGACUUCUGUUGAUAAGGUCAAGCUAAAAGUUAAGUUAAAUCCAAUUUAAAAGACAUUUCUUACUGAGACAUUUCAUUUAUGUUUAACUUUAGUUUCAGAGUUUUAGUUUUGAAUAAAAACAACUUCAAAGAACGUAAA